AGAAAAAAGAAAAAGAAAAGAAGGACAUCACAUAUCUAUAUAUAUUCAUCAAAUGUAAUAAUGCAAAACAGGAAGCAGGAAAAAGUUGGUGGAAGAUGCUCAGAACAAAAAGAAGAGGAGGAGGAAGAGGAGGAACCAGAAGCACCACCAUUAUUCACAGCAGAGGAGGAAAAAGUUUAAAGGCGUUGACUUGCCAAUUGGUGUUUUCUUUUGCUUUCACUGCUUCAGAUUGUGACUGUCAUGGUCUUCAAUUCACUCUCUUUUAUUUCAUCAAUCCCUUCUUCCCCUUUUUUUCUCGCUUCUCCUCCAUCUUUUGUUGUGUGCCUUUCGUUUUUUUCUCUCUCUAUAGUGGUAGGUGAAGCUCUCCCCCUCUCUCUCUGUCUCUCUCUUCCUUAUCUUUGCCUUCAUUGAUUGCUAUAUGGGCUUGUUUACUGUUCCCAAUUUUCUGAGGCUCUACUGGUACAGUUGGGUUUUCAGAACCUUUAGUUAAUAUUGUCACCGCUUGAGGCCAAAGACCUCAGCUCUUUGCAUCUCAUACACUCCAAUCUUUCUGGACUUUGUAAACAAUGGCUAGGGGGAAUUGGAGUUUCAAAGCCCAAAAUUUUUUCUACCUGCCACUCGUCCUUUGCUUCACAGCCGCCUUUGUUGAUUCUUUAAACGAAGAGGGCCAUUUUCUUUUGGAGUUUAAAAAAUCACUUUCUGACCCAAAUAACAAUCUUGGGAGUUGGACAAAUUCAUCUGAUUCAACUCCAUGCAAUUGGAUGGGUGUGUGGUGUAAUACUGAUUUCAAGGUAACUUCUUUGAUUCUCAAUGGGUUUAAUCUGUCAGGAACUUUGUCUCCUAGCAUUUGCAAUCUCUCCCACUUAGCUGAGUUGAAUGUGUCCAAAAAUUUCUUUUUUGGUCAGAUUCCUAAUGAUCUUGUUUACUGUCAAAAUCUAGAGAUUCUAGACCUUUGCACUAAUAGGUUUCAUGGAGAACUUCUGACCCCAAUUUGCAAUAUCACAAAACUUAGGAAGCUUUCCCUUUGUGAGAAUUAUAUGUAUGGAGAUAUGCCUGAGGAAAUUGGGAACUUAAAUUCACUUGAGGAGCUUGUCAUUUAUAGCAAUAAUCUCACUGGUAACAUUCCGGGAUCAAUUGGUAAGCUAAAACAGCUUAAGGUUAUCAGGGCAGGUAUAAACUUCCUCUCUGGUCCAAUACCUACAGAAAUCAGUGAGUGUGAGAGCUUAAAGGUUUUAGGAUUAGCGCAAAACAGGCUUGAAGGUUCACUUCCAGUGGAGCUUUUCAAGCUUCAGAAUCUUACUGACUUGAUCCUUUGGCAGAACCGUUUGUCCGGUUUCAUUCCUCCUGAGAUUGGAAAUCUAAGUAGCUUGGAGUUGCUUGCUUUGCAUGUAAAUUAUUUCAGUGGAUUAAUUCCCAAGGAACUUGGGAAGUUGUCCGAGUUACAAAGAUUGUAUAUAUAUACCAACAGGUUGAAUGGAACAAUUCCUCGGGAAUUAGGGAAUUGUACUAGCGCUGUUCAGAUUGAUCUUUCAGAAAAUCAGUUGAGUGGGUUUAUUCCCAAGGAGUUGGGUAACAUUUCUAAUCUUCAGUUGCUUCACCUAUUUGAGAACCUCCUGCAGGGAAGUAUCCCCGAGGAACUUGGGCGGUUGAAGCUGCUGGAGAACAUAGAUUUGUCCAUAAAUAAUUUUACAGGAACAAUCCCUUUGGAAUUUCAGAAUCUUAGAUAUUUGGUUGAUUUUCAACUCUUUGACAAUCAUCUUGAGGGUACAAUUCCUCCUGAACUUGGAGUUCACAGCAACCUUACAAUUCUUGACAUGUCUGCAAAUAAUCUUGUUGGAAGCAUACCUUCACAUCUUUGCAGGUACGGGAGAUUGAUAUUUCUAAGCCUUGGAUCGAAUAGGCUGUCGGGAAAAAUACCAUAUGGUCUUAAAACAUGCAAGUCUCUCACACAGCUAAUGUUAGGUGACAACGUGCUUACAGGAAAGCUCCCUGUUGAAUUAUAUAAGCUUCAUAAUCUUUCUGCUCUUGAACUCUAUCAGAACAGAUUCUUAGGGCCAAUACCUCCUGAGGUAGGCAGGCUUGGGAAUUUGGAAAGGCUAUUACUGGCAGACAACCAUUUUAUUGGGAAUAUUCCACAUGAGAUUGGCAAUCUAAUGAAGCUUGUGACGUUCAAUGUUUCUUCUAAUAAGCUAUCAGGAAGCAUUCCUCAUGAGUUGGGAAAUUGUAUUAAUCUGCAGAGGCUUGAUCUUAGUCGGAACCAGUUUACAAGCGAUCUCCCUGACAAUAUUGGAAAGCUUGUAAAACUGGAACUUUUGAAGCUUUCUGAUAACAAGUUGAGGGGAUCAAUACCAAGUGCCUUGGGGAGUCUGACCCGGCUCACAGAGUUACAGAUGGGGGGGAAUCAGUUUUCCGGUAGCAUUCCUGUUGAACUAGGCCAACUUACUGUUCUACAGAUUGCUCUCAACAUUAGCCAUAACAAUCUGUCCGGUCCAAUUCCUUCGAAUUUGGGGAACUUGCAGAUGUUGGAAUCCCUUUACUUGAAUGACAACCAGCUUGUUGGUGAAAUUCCUCCUUUGAUUGGUGAGCUUCCCAGCCUCUUGGUAUGCAAUGUCUCUAACAAUCAUUUGGUUGGUGCAGUACCGAAUAACACAGCAUUUCAUAAGAUGGACUCCUCAAACUUUGCUGGAAACAAUGGCUUGUGUAGAUUGGAUUCCUACAAUUGUCAUCCAUCUCUAACUUCAUCUACUACUCGGAAACGAAGCUGGAUAAAGCAGGGUUCGUCAAAAGAGAAGCUAGUGACUGUCAUCUCCAUUGUUGUUGGUUUAAUUUCUCUGUUUCUUAUAAUUGGUUUCUGCAGGGCUAUAAAAGGCCGUCAGCCUGCUUUUGUUGUGGUUGAUGAUCGUUCAAAGCCUGAUGUUUUAGAUAACUAUUACUUUCCCAAAGAUGGAUUUACGUACCAGGACCUUGUUGAAGCUACCAACAAUUUUUCAGAGAAUGCAGUUAUAGGAAGGGGAGCUUGUGGCACUGUGUACAAGGCAGUUAUGGCUGAUGGUGAAGUAAUUGCUGUCAAAAAGCUAAAGUCCCGCGGAGAAGGAGCGAGUGUUGAUAGCAGCUUCCGAGCUGAGAUAUCAACUCUUGGGAAGAUCAGGCAUCGAAAUAUUGUGAAGCUCCAUGGCUUUUGCUACCACCAGGAUUCGAAUCUUCUCCUGUACCAGUACAUGGAAAAUGGAAGCUUAGGAGAACAACUCCAUGGAGAUGGAACGAGUUUACUGGACUGGAAUGCUCGAUAUAAGAUUGCUCUUGGAGCAGCUGAGGGUUUGUGCUAUCUCCAUUAUGAUUGUAAACCCCAAAUCAUUCACCGUGACAUAAAGUCGAACAACAUUUUGUUGGAUGAAGUUCUUGAGGCACAUGUUGGAGAUUUCGGCUUGGCAAAAUUGAUUGACUUCCCUUGCUCGAAAUCCAUGUCUGCUGUUGCAGGCUCAUAUGGAUACAUCGCCCCAGAAUAUGCAUACACUAUGAAAGUGACAGAGAAAUGUGACAUCUAUAGUUUUGGGGUUGUUCUGUUGGAAUUGAUAACUGGAAGGUCUCCUGUUCAACCUCUGGAGCAAGGAGGAGAUUUGGUCACAUUGGUUAGAAGAUCAAUUAAAGAUGCAAUUCCAACAAUUGAUAUAUUUGACAAAAGGCUUGAUUUGAGUCUUCAAACAACAGUUAAUGAGAUGACUUUGUUUCUCAAAAUUGCAUUAUUCUGCACCAGCACAUCUCCAGUAAAUAGGCCAACAAUGAGGGAGGUUAUUGCCAUGAUGAUUGAUGCUAGGGAAGCUGUGAGCAAGUGUUCAUCUCCAACAUCCGAAAGUCCUUUAGAAGGAGAUGCUCAGUCGAGAGAUUGUGUGGAAUUCUGAGCUCCUUCUGAAUCGUGUUUGGACAAACAUGUUCUACUAAAUAUUCUUCCAAUUCGAUCGAGGAAAUAAAAAGUCCUUCUCCUUGAUCUUCUUUAGACUAACCAUGCAUUUUGCUCUGCCUAAAUUGGAUUCAGUAAGAUUUAAUUACAACCAUGGUAUAAUAUUUAUAGUCAUAAUUGUGUAGCAAACUCAUCAUUUUGAUUCAAAAUCUUACUUAAAGAUCUUAUUAAGCAUCUUUUUAAUUUCUCUAAAUAAUAUAUAGAAUCAUACUUUUUC
Molecule: messenger RNA, 4175 nt
Organism: Ziziphus jujuba (common jujube)
Lineage: Eukaryota; Viridiplantae; Streptophyta; Magnoliopsida; Rosales; Rhamnaceae
Product: leucine-rich repeat receptor-like serine/threonine-protein kinase At1g17230
Exons: 4
Coding region: 567-3899 (1110 amino acids)
Biological process (GO): protein phosphorylation
Molecular function (GO): ATP binding; protein binding; protein kinase activity
Source: RefSeq, a predicted model, not a curated record